AGUCACACUCAGACACAGAGAAUAGCAAAUGUUGGUAUACAUAGGAAAAGAAAGAAUAAGAAUCAAUCUUUUUUGCCUGCAUUAAAAGAUUUAGGUUUGGGGAAGUUUCAAGUGUGUUGUGUGUUUCAGGGAUCAGAUCAGAGGGUGACAUUCAAGUGAAAUUUUUCAAAGUUUGUGGAGCAAAGCAAUGAACUCUUCUGGUGGUGUAGCAUCACGGACAAGAUCACGUACGAGGUUCGCUCAUGACAUCAUGGGGGGAACGCAGAGUGGCUCUUCAAGCAAGAGCGUGCAGAUGAAUUUAAGAGAAAAACCAAGAGAAGAGAACAAUACAGUGCUGGAGGAUGAUUACGAGUUAAAGGGUUAUGACACCGAUUCCUUGGACGACGAAUAUGUUCAGUUUCUUGGAAUGCAUGUGAAGCAUGCGAAUGGUGACAGCAUUGGGAGUUGUCAUCAUGGAAUGGAGAUCGAAAUAAUCAGCGAAGCUGAAUUCCGACAGACACCUCAUUGUCCGAAGUCUUCACCGGCAGUGGAAUCUGGCAGAGGUUGUGCAGGAAAAGACAAUGAUGAUAACACAAUCAAAGAAUCAACUUCUGUCUGUCCUAGAACAAGAUGGAGUAGAACUAGCUCUGAUAGAAGCAGACAGUUGGAUCAAAACAAAUGUUACGCUGAUUGUAAUAGCGCUCUUCUGCAAGAAGAUGAGAAGUCACAUGGAUCAGAACACGAAAUAGGCAUAGCAGGUUGGACUAGAUCAAAGAGAGGGGUUGCCAGAAAGCCCAUAAUGGUGGACGACAUUUCCUUGGAUUUAUCGGAUGGAUCAUCGUCUCCUGGUGACAGCAGUCUUUCUGAUUCUCCUUCUUCAAGUGAGCAUGAAGACUGUUCUGAUGGUAUUGAGCUAUUAUCAGAUAGUCAUAAUGAAGAAGAAUCUAUCGAUCAGCAAGCUUCUAAGAGACAGGAGUUUGCACCAUCGAAAGUGCAUGAAGACAAGGUUCAAGUUGAAGUUCAGUUACUCGGAGAUAGUAGUAAAAGGACAGUAGGAAAUAUAGGUAAUUGCUCCAGCAGACAAGAUAGCUCGAGAAAUAGACCAGGAAGCAAAAGGGAUCAUGUGCAGAAAUCAUCUUCAUUGUUAAUAAGUCAGAUGUUUACCGAGAAAGAGUUCAAAGAAGAUGAAGACGAAGUGGGAAUUGACAGUUCAUGGACUGGCAGAACGAGUAUGAAAAUGUGGAUUUCUUCAUCAGGUACUAGGGGUGCUCGAGUUGCUCAAGGAAUUGGGAAAGAAGGGAAAGCACCUAUAAGCAAAUAUGAUUCGUCAUUGAAGAACAAAGAUAGUGAUAAGAGUAACACUGCUUUGCACGAUCAUUCUCCCACAUACGAACAUGUUAGAGAGAAGAAAGCAAAAGUCAAGUUUGAAAACAAUGAGCAGACAAGUGGGAGGCGGUUUUGUGCAAGAAAGUAUUAUGAUUUGUACAAGGACAAUACAGAGCUGGAAGAUGAUUACGAGUUAAAGGCUUAUGACACUGAUUCCUUGGACGACAAUGAUGUUCAGUUUCUUGGGAUGCAUAUAAAGCAUGCAAAUGGUGACACCAUUAGUGGUCAUUGUGGAAUGGAAAUCGGGGUAGAAAGAAUCAGCGAAGCUGAAUUCAGGCAGACACAUCAUGGUCUGAAAAAAGAAUCUUCACUGGCAGCAGAAUCUGCCAGAGAUUAUGCAGGAAAAGAGAAUGAUGAUGACACAAUCAAAGAAUCAACUUCUGUUUGUCCUAGAACAAGAGGGAGUCAAACUAACUUGGACAGAAGCAGACAGUUGGAUCAAAAUAAAUAUUAUGCUGAUUGUAAGAGCCCUCUUCCGCAAGAAGAUGAGGAGAGGUCACAUGGAUCAGCACACGAAACAGGUAUAGCAAGUCGGACUAGAUCAAAGAGAGGGGUUUUGAGAAAGCCCACAACGGUUGACGAUAUUUCCUUGGAUUUUUUAUCGGAUGGAUCAUCAUCUCCUUCUGAUAGCAGACCUUCUGAUUCUCUGUCUUCAAGUGAUCAUGAAGCUGAUGAUUCUGAAGAUGAAGAAUUCACCAUGGAGCAGUAUGACUGUUCUGAUGGUAUUGAGCUAUCAGAUAGUCAUGAUGAACAAGGAUCUGUUGAUCAGCAUGCUUCUAAUAGACCGGAAUUUGCAUCAUUGAAAGUGCAUCAAGAAGAGGCUCAAGUUGAAGUUCAAGAGCUCGGAGAUAGUCGCAAAAGGACAGUAGGAAACAUCGGUAAUUGCCCCAGCAAAGAAGAUAGCUCCAGAAAUAGACCAGGAAACAAAAGAGAUCAUGUGCAGAAAUCAUCUCCAUUGUUGUCAAGUCAGAUGUUUACCAAGAAAGAGUUCAAAGAAGAUGAAGACGAUGAGGGAAUUGACCAUUCAUGGACUGGCAGAAAGAGAAUGAAAUUGAUUUCUUCAUCACAUACUAGCGGCACUCGAGCUGCUCAAAGAAUGGGGAAAGAUGGGCAAGCAUCUAUAAGGAAAUAUGGUUUGUCACAGGAGAAUGAAGAUAGUGAUAAGAGUAACUCUGCUUUGCACGAUAAUUCUCCCACAUAUGAACAUGCUAGAAAUAAGAAAGCGAGAGUCAAGUUUGAAAACAAUGAGCAAAUGAGUGGGAGGCGUUUAUGUGCAAGAAAGGAUUAUGACUUGUACAAGGACCUCUUGGAUUCUGUACUGGAUAAGACAGCAGAAGUUAAAGAGGAUGGAAGUCAUGAGGAACCCAAGCAGUCGCUUGAACACAAAGAUGCCCUUCCUCUGAAGUUCAGAUUUGAGGAUGAGAUCACAACAGCAGUAGAAAAAUCAGAAUCUGAGUUGAUCAUUGAACGUCUGUUUGACGAAAUGGAACUUUGUCUGACAUAUGGAGAUAUGGACUUCAAUGAAUACCAUGAGGUUGCAAAAGAUACUACAAAUUCUCCUGAUGACGAAGCAAAUCAAUACACACAGUGUUGUAAGGGGAAGCAUCAGCUGAUCGAGGAUGAUGAAAUCGGAGUGAUCUGUAAAUAUUGCUUCCAUAUAGAGCUUGAAGCAAAACACGUUAUACCUCCAUGGGCAGAAAAAAUGUAUCGAGGGGCAAAUAGGAGGUUCGCCGGGGCUGAUCAAUCUUAUGUGCUAGACGGCCUUGAUAUGGAACCAGGAGAAGAUUUCGCUGGUUCUUGCAAUCCUAGGAAAGGAACAAUAUGGGAUAUUAAACCUGGUAUCAGAGAAACAAUGUAUGAACAUCAACGAGAAGGGCUCGAGUUUCUAUGGAAGAACUUGGCAGGAACAACUGAUCUUGCUCAAGUGAAGACUGCAGAGUCCAGAAAUCUUGAAGGAUGCAUUAUUUCUCAUGCUCCGGGAACUGGCAAAACCCGCUUGACGAUGGUUUUUCUCGAGACUUACUUGAAGCUAUAUCCUGAUUCUCGACCCCUCAUCAUCACACCAGCUAGCAUGCUCCUUACAUGGGAAGAAGAAUUCAGGAAAUGGGACGUGCAGUUCCCGUUCCAUAACCUGAACAACUUGGAGAUAUCAGGAAAGGAGAAUAAAAUGAUUCUUCAACGUCUGCCGGAAGGGAGGCCCCUCAACAACACAACAGUGCGGACAGUGAAAAUCUAUUCUUGGAACAAAGAGCAAAGCAUUCUUGGAAUGAGCUAUGAUCUAUUCAAGAGCCUGGCUUGGAAGAAAAGCGAAAAUGAGCCUGUGACUAGGAUACUUCUUGAGAAGCCUGGUCUGGUUGUUCUUGACGAAGGGCACAUUCCACGUAGUCAGAAAAGCAACAUCUGGAAUGCCCUUCUGAAGCUGAAGACUAAGAAAAGGAUCAUUCUUUCAGGGACACCUUUCCAGAAUAACUUCAAAGAACUCUUCAACAUUCUGCGCAUAGUGAGGCCGGCAGUAGCUGGAGUUCUUGCUAAAGAGAAAAAGUUUAGUGAAAUGAUAUCUUGUAGGGGAAGGUGCUCGAGGAAAAAUUACAGGGAUAUCGAAGAAUCUCAAUUUUCUGUCUCCGUCAUGGACACUGCAAUAGACGAUCUAAAAGCUGCCAUGGCACCAUUUGUUCAUGUUCACAAAGGCGCCAUUCUUCAACAGAGUCUCCCUGGUUUGAGAGAUUGUGUUAUCCUUCUAAGACCUCCAGAACUGCAAAAGAGUCUAAUACAGAGAAUAGAAGGGUUGAAAAAUAUGUUUAAGUUUGAUCAUAAGGUCGCACUAAUCUCUGUGCACCCGUAUCUUUUCACUCAAUGCCGUUUAACAGAAGAAGAGAAAAGUGGAGUCGACCAGGCUGCAUUGGAGGCAUCUAAGCUAAUUCCUUUUGAAGGAGUAAAAACAAGAUUCAUGAUGGAGCUCGUUCGUCUCAGCGCAGUGCGGAACGAGAAAGUGCUCGUUUUUAGCCAGUAUCUCGGACCUCUGGAUCUGAUACAAGACCAUCUUAAAGGAUUCUUUGGAUGGGGAGAAGGGAAGCAAAUUCUCAAAAUGGAAGGAAAAAUGGGACAAAAGGACCGGCAGAACUUGAUAAACGCUUUCAACGAUCCCAAAAGCGAAGCCAAGGUCUUACUUGCAUCGACAAGGUGCUGCUCAGAGGGCAUAAACUUAGUCGGGGCAUCCAGAGUCGUGCUUCUUGAUGUUGUUUGGAAUCCUUCAGUGGAAAGGCAGGCUAUAUGCCGAGCGUAUAGGCUGGGACAGAAGAAGAUUGUCUACACCUACCAUCUGAUGACUUCAGGGACAACAGAGGGGGAUAAGUACUGCAGACAAGCUGAAAAGGAGCGGCUAUCCGAGCUCGUUUUCACUUCUUCCUCCAAUGAACAAUGCAAGUCCAUGAAUGCUGAUACAUGCAUUGAUGACGGAGUUCUUGAAGAUAUUGUUGCUGAUGUGAACCUCAAAGACAUGUUUGUGAAGAUCAUUUAUCAGCCAAAGGAUAAGAACUUGGUUGAAACUUUCAGUAUUGCAUCUUGAUGGCGAAAAUUGACAUUUGUCUUCAAUCUCAUCAGCUUUGGCCACUCUCUGUUGCCCCAUCCAGAAGUUUAUUACCAAAGAUUUGAGUUCUCAUAUACAAACACAUUAUCAAAUGAACCAUCUUCUUACAUCUCAAAACCUGAAGCAACUGCAGCUGAAAGCAUUCAUUUCUGUGCUUGGAAAUUUUAGUUGGUUAAAUUA
Messenger RNA from Sesamum indicum (sesame), 5131 nucleotides. RefSeq lists its product as uncharacterized. The record is from RefSeq and is a predicted model, not a curated record. Lineage: Eukaryota; Viridiplantae; Streptophyta; Magnoliopsida; Lamiales; Pedaliaceae. Gene Ontology annotation, biological process: gene silencing by siRNA-directed DNA methylation. Gene Ontology annotation, molecular function: ATP binding.